AUGGCCUCGUCCGGCGCGACGGACACGUACGGUCAUCCGAACCUGGGCGACGAGGAUAUGAUCGAUCCCGAUGAUGCCGAUCUCAAUGACUUCGACGACCCUAUCGGCACGCGCCAGCAGCUCGCCGGAAACAUCGGCUCCGGUGCUUCCUCCCGGCCGUUGAAUGAAAGCUACUUGACAUCGUCGAUCCCGGGCGAGGAUCGCAGAGCGCCGCAAAACACCAUCGACGAGACAGUAUGGGAGACGCUACGGCGCGACCUUCUUGCUGUUUGGGCGAAGCUGAGAGAAGUGCUGUACCCUCGAUACUUGCUGGGCGGCACCGUCUUCGAUUCCGAACGGGGCCUUCGCGGCGCCUACUCGAACAUUCGUGGCGCCGGCGUGACGGGCGCUCGGGACGAGCUCACCGGGCUGGCCAGCCGAGUCAUGGAUGCCGAAGCGCUGCUGCAGAGCAACCUGACUCCCGGCUUGCGUGACUGGGAUCUAUGGGGGCCUCUGAUCUUUUGCCUGCUCCUGAGCCUACUUCUCAGCUUCACCGCCCGCGCCGACCAAAAGGAUGCCGUCUUCAGCGGCGUAUUUGCCAUGAUCUGGCUCGGGGAAGCGGUCGUUACGCUUCAAAUCAAGCUCUUGGGCGGCAACAUUUCAUACGCGCAGAGCGUUUGCAUCAUUGGCUACACCCUGUUUCCCCUGGUACUUGCCGCCCUCAUGUCAGCUCUGAAGCUGCACUGGGUCGCGCGGAUACCAAUCUACCUCGUCCUCAUCUCCUGGUCCCUCGCGGCUGGCGUGAGCAUUCUGGGUGGUAGCGGCGUCGUGAAGAACCGAGUCGCCCUUGCCGUGUACCCGCUACUUGCCAUGUCGUUCCUACGCUAUGUGCCGCCACCAACCUCGCUCGAUACAACAACCACCGGGUACGACAUUUCCGAGCUCAGCCCUUCGCCAACAGCAGCAGCAACAGCCGCAACAGCUAGCUAG
Molecule: messenger RNA, 969 nt
Organism: Drechmeria coniospora
Lineage: Eukaryota; Fungi; Ascomycota; Sordariomycetes; Hypocreales; Ophiocordycipitaceae
Product: Yip1 domain protein
Exons: 4
Coding region: 1-969 (322 amino acids)
Biological process (GO): endoplasmic reticulum to Golgi vesicle-mediated transport
Cellular component (GO): trans-Golgi network; membrane
Source: RefSeq, a predicted model, not a curated record